Molecule: messenger RNA, 1251 nt
Organism: Verruconis gallopava
Lineage: Eukaryota; Fungi; Ascomycota; Dothideomycetes; Venturiales; Sympoventuriaceae
Exons: 2
Coding region: 458-988 (176 amino acids)
Biological process (GO): protein ubiquitination; modification-dependent protein catabolic process
Cellular component (GO): cytoplasm; nucleus
Molecular function (GO): zinc ion binding; protein tag activity; ubiquitin protein ligase binding
Source: RefSeq, a predicted model, not a curated record
CAAGCCCGUCGCCCGUCGUGGUGGGAAAGCAAGUCAAGUAGUCAGUGCCAGGCCCGGCUGGCGCAUGUCACAUUCCUUAUUUUGGUCCUCCCAAGGUCUAGGCGGCGAGCCAAAGUCAAAGUCCCUUGAAUCAUUCAUAAGUCGGGAAGCCCAAGCCUUCGACCAGCUUCAGUGACCAUCCAUCCGUUGGCUGACUGCGUACCUCAAUUAAAACGCUUUGACUGCCUCGACACCUAAGCCUCACCAGCCUGUUGUGAUAUAAAGUCGAAAUACACCGUGCCUCCACUCUUUCUUCUCCUUUGUCAUCCAGCUCACCCUUCCCGCCACCCAUCGUCUCCGACAUCGUUCCGCCGUCGACUCGCAGCCCGGCCUUCGGAUCAGCUUCACCUUAUCAAGCACGCCUCUCGCGUCAUCCAGAAAGGCAGUCAUACUCUCUCUUUCAGUGCCACUCGCAACCAUGCGUUUCAGCCGAUCAAGUAGCGUCUCCUCUCUAUCCUCGACCUCGUCACUUGACGAGCAAGAGACCGUUCAGAUCUUCGUCAAGAACGUCGCUGGAAACAUAAUACCGCUCACUCUACCGACGAACACCACCAUCUCGACGCUGCGAUCGCUUCUCGCCCUGCGCACAAACCUUCCACAGUCAGACCUGCGACUUGUCUUCGCGGGCAAGCACCUGGACUCCUCCGCAACGCUUGCCGACGCCCACAUCGGCUCAGAAUCGACGCUACAUCUUGCCCUGCCACUGCGAGGCGGCAUGGCGAAGAUGCCCAAGUGCGACUACAAGAAGGACGACCCCCAACACAAGUGCAAGGAGAAGAUACAGCCAAUCAUUGGCGAGUGCGGAUUCUGCAGCGGCAAGUUCUGCAGCAAGCACCGGUUGCUGGAAAGCCACAACUGCACCGGGCUGGAAGACUGCAAGAAGGAGAGCCACGAAAGGAAUGCCAACAAGCUCAACAGCGAACGAACCAUGGCGAUCAAGGGUGUUUAGACCAAACCUGUUCCUCACCCUUGCUUCACGUUUUGUCCAGUUCGACGAGAAACACCUCUCUUGUUUCUCUGUAUUUAAAGGGAAUGCUUUCUAUCGUGGGUGGGAUCAUUCGGUUGCCGCUUUAUCAGGCUUCUUUGCAAGCAUUGAAUUCGCGCCGGCGUACACGGAGCAUGGCGCUCAGGAUUGUCUAGCUUCUAAAGCUACGUAAAUGGAACCCAGUCAGAGAUCAAGAAUGCUAAGAUCUACAUUUCUUCUAUACAAAA